Molecule: messenger RNA, 2149 nt
Organism: Cutaneotrichosporon oleaginosum
Lineage: Eukaryota; Fungi; Basidiomycota; Tremellomycetes; Trichosporonales; Trichosporonaceae
Biological process (GO): establishment of spindle localization; nuclear migration along microtubule; mitotic spindle orientation checkpoint signaling
Cellular component (GO): spindle pole body; cell cortex; mating projection tip
Molecular function (GO): microtubule binding
Source: RefSeq, a predicted model, not a curated record
GUUUAAGCUUUGCUCUUUCCCAAAAGUCAUACGCUACCGCCAACUUUGACGCGUCCUUUGCCAUCAUCUUAUCAAAAGUUCCGCCCGCGUCACCCACAGCACAGCCUUCAUGACAACCGCCCUCGAGUUGUCCCCACGGAUAGCCGAGCUGGCCACAGACUUUGUCGACCUUCGACUCUCUCAGCCUGAUCUUGCAGAGGACCAGGAUCGCCGCAGGCUGGAUUCCACCACCCCCACAGCCUCAAUGACCUCGUCGCCAGCAGCGCCAGCAUCGCUUCCUGUCAUGCCCGAACACUCGCGCGAGGCAUCUUCCUCGUCUGCUUCCACUGGGCUGCACUCUGAUGAGUCGCCGCCGCGGCCAUCGCGUUCCGCCCUGCGCAAGGCGCGGGGCGCUAACCUCACGGUGUUGUUACAUGAAGCCGAGAACCUUCACUCCGAGGUCGCCACCCUUCUCGACAAGAUAUACGAGAUUGAAGAGCUGCGUCACUCGCCGUCCGCACGCUCAGGUCAUGCGACAAGAUUGGACGGACUCCUGUCAGAGCUCAACGACUCUAUUCAAGCUCUCAGCCAGCGCAUGACAACGUUCGAGGUCGCGCCGGAAAGCGACCCGUCGGGAAUGCUUGGGCCUCUCAGAGCGGACUGGGCUAAGGUGCUCUCACAGCACGCGCAGCUCAAGCAGGAAUUGCAAGAAGACCCAUGGCUGGUCCGCUUCCGCACGACUGCCGAUCAGGCGCAAGACAUGAUGGACCCAUUGCAGAACAGUCUCCUCGAAGUGACAUCAUAUGUCGGUCGCAUUCUCUCGUCGUUGGCACCAGUGCCGAUGUCUGCACCGGAGGGCAAACUGAGCAUUGAGCGAUUGCGGAGGCUCGUCGCUGGGCAUGCGAGACUGAAAGUCGCGUACGUCCCGAGUGUGAUCAAGAUUCUACGUAUCAUGGACAAAAGCGUCUCGGAGCGCGCAGUGAAGAACGGCGAGGCUUUACGGCGCGUUGCCGACAUGCAGCAACGCUGGGUUAUGCUGCAGCGCCAGCUGAGUCACCUGGAUGACAAGGUCAGGCUAGUGCUUUCGCAAAACGAUCCGGAUCACCCCCACUUUGAGGACAACGUCGAGUUGCUGGAGGAUGACAGGUCACACCACACGUCCCCGCUGCACUCGCCACCCCUCUUCCAGUCCGAUACGCCACCACACUACAGCUUGCAGCGUGUGCUGAGCGCCGGAUCAGCCAUACCAGAUGCUAGACAGUCCUUGGCGCCUCCCAGCGUGCCAAGGACCGGUUCAAUCACCCCGAAUGCCCAACGUUCAGUGAGGCGGAUUCAGUCCCGUCCCUCUCUGCCUGUGGCCUCCCCUUUGGAUCGCCCAAGGUGGAAUGCUUCGACGCGGCCCUUCGAGCCCCCUCCCACGCCCCCGGCUCUCAGACGCCCGAGCCAGGGGAGUCAGAACUCGUUGGGCAUGUCUGCGUCGGCAAUCGGUAGACGCCCGAGCCAGGCCAGCAUCGGAUCAGCCUUUGGGACACAGUCGCUACGCCGCGCGGGAAGCCCGACGUUCUCAUCGCCUCCUGGGUCAACGGCGCCACGCAUGCCGCACACAGCACCCCGCAAAAAUAUUCCGAGCACGCCAACAAGGCCGAGAGCCAUGGGCCGUCAGUCAUUCGGUGGUUCGCUAGGUCGGCCACCGCCAUCCGCUUUCCGUGUAAUUUCACCGGCGCCGUCGAUGCCACAUCGACCAUCGUCUCGCGUGUCCAUUGCAUCUGCGGCGUCUUCGCAUAUUCCAGCCGCAGGAAAGCUUUUCACGCCCAGCAAGUACGAUCUGCUGGACCAGGAGGUGCAAAAGGUCAUCGACGAAGUGCAGCCAAACAUCCUGAUUACGCGGCUUGAUCAGCCACUACGCCGCGGUCAGAGGAAGGCGGAGGGCGAGUCAUGGACGGGCGAAUUUGUGUUCGGAGGAGGAGAGAGGAGCUCGAGCGUCAAGUUGCUCGAGCUCCCGGGCCGCGGACCGCCUGGUGCGCCGAAGCGGGUCAAGGUCAUGGUGCGGGUCGGAGGUGCGUGGGGUGACCUGAAGGUCCAUCUGCAGAAGAAGAAGGAGGACGCCGUGAGCAUCGCGACGAGCUAGAGAUGAGGAGAGGGCGAGGAAGUCGACGGGAAGAAUUACAUU